UUUGUUUUCCAGUUUGAAGAAGCUGAAUAUUUGGAAACAAGAGAACAAUAUGAAAAAUUACUUCAGGAUGGAUCCCUGCUGUUUCAACAAGUGCCCAUGGUAGAAAUCGAUGAGAUGAAGUUGGUGCAGACCAGAGCCAUUCUCAACUACAUAGCAGGGAAACACAACCUCUAUGGGAAGGACAUGAAGGAGAGAGCACUGAUUGAUAUGUAUGUUGAAGGAACAAUGGACCUGAAUGAAAUGAUCAUGCUUUACCCUUUCUCAUCUCCUGAGGAAAAGGAGAAGAAUUUUGCCUUAAUGAUUCAGAGAGCAACCAACAGAUACUUCCCAGUGUAUGAGAAGGUUUUAAAAGAUCAUGGACAAGAUUUUCUUGUUGGCAACCAGCUCAGCAGGGCAGACGUACAAGUACUUGAAUCCAUUUUAAUGAUUGAAGAGUAUGAGCCAACUGCUCUCUCAGAAUUUCCUCUAUUACAGGCUUUUAAAGCAAGAAUAAGUAACCUCCCUACCAUUAAGAAAUUUCUGCAGCCUGGAAGCCAAAGGAGGACCGAACCUGAUGACAGAAUUGUAGAGACUGUGAAUAAAGUUUUGCAAUUAUAAAAAGAGUUAAAAUCACAGCAAUAAAGAUUUUCACUCAGCAUUAGCAGACACAGAUGUAAUGCUCAGAGAAAUCAAGUGUUUUGGUUAUGAUAUGAGUACCAAAAAAUAGGAAUUAGGAAGCAGUUCAGGAAAUAAAUGCAUGUGCACUGAAGUAUGGCAUUCAGUCAAAAGGUAGUAAUCUG
Mauremys reevesii (Reeves's turtle) is the source of this 779-nucleotide messenger RNA. Its product is annotated as glutathione S-transferase 3-like. Gene Ontology annotation, molecular function: glutathione transferase activity. Gene Ontology annotation, biological process: glutathione metabolic process; xenobiotic metabolic process. NCBI's taxonomy places the organism in Eukaryota, Metazoa, Chordata, Testudines, Geoemydidae. Bases 97 to 597 code for a protein of 166 amino acids. The record is from RefSeq and is a predicted model, not a curated record. The transcript is spliced from 5 exons.